Messenger RNA from Morchella sextelata, 1803 nucleotides. RefSeq lists its product as uncharacterized. Gene Ontology annotation, biological process: protein deglycosylation. Bases 1 to 1803 code for a protein of 600 amino acids. Lineage: Eukaryota; Fungi; Ascomycota; Pezizomycetes; Pezizales; Morchellaceae. Gene Ontology annotation, molecular function: mannosyl-glycoprotein endo-beta-N-acetylglucosaminidase activity. Gene Ontology annotation, cellular component: cytoplasm. The record is from RefSeq and is a predicted model, not a curated record. The transcript has 6 exons.
AUGGCUUCUCAUUAUUUUAUCCAUCUCGACUCCAUGCAGGAACUCGCUGAUUGGAACCCCGAACUUUCAUUCAAGCAUCUCACCAAUAUCUCCAAUACCCCGCUUCAACGUCGCCCCACCUUAGCAUCGGGUUUACCGUCAGUACAAGCCUCCGCAGUCACUGUCCCGAGGGUUUUGGUAUGCCACGACUUCAAGGGGGGUUAUCACCCAUCAGAAUCUUCUCAAGGUCGCUGUCCCUUUAGCGAUACAGUUUACACGACAGAAUACCUCCAAUAUGUCUCAACAUUCGUGUAUUUCUCGCACAAGCGGGUCACAAUUCCACCAGCGUCUUGGAUAAACUUGAUGCAUCGCAAUGGGAUUAAAAUCCUAGGAACGUUCCUGUUGGAGAAUGAUGACGGCAAGGAAGAGAUUGCAAGAGUAUUAGAGAAGGGGUCGGAGGGUGAAUUUCUAUUUGCAACUCAACUCGCGAGGGUAGCGGAAACAUAUGGCUUUGACGGUUGGUUGAUAAACUUUGAGUCUAGCUUCCCCACUACAAAGUUCAGCCCGUUACAAGUGCAGAAUUUUCUGAGAGAAUUAAAGAGCGCUACUCAUGCACUUAUUCCCCAAAGUGAGAUCAUUUGGUACGAUGCACUCACAAUCCUCAAUGAAGUCCACUGGCAGAACGGCCUCACCCUCCUCAAUGCUCCCUUCUUCGCCGCCUCGGAUUCAUUAUUCACAAACUACGGCUGGCGUGAACAAGAUCUUUAUCAUACAGCAGCGAUGGCUCGUGCAAUGUUUCGGAUUUCCGAUAUAUAUGCCGGUAUAGACUGCUACGGCCGUGGCUCUCUGGGAGACGGCGGGUUUGGGGUUGGUACGGCGCUUGCAGCGAUCCGGGAUCAUUGCCUAUCAGCGGCGUUGUUUGCACCUGGAUGGACCUUUGAGAAUUUUGACGGGAAGGAUUUCCAGGCCAUUGAUAAACGGUUCUGGCUUGGUGAUGAGAUUUCUGAUCCUACUGUUCCUGGACCCUUGGCAGAUUAUAUAGAAGUGAAAGAAAGCGGCUCUGAGUAUUAUUUCUAUACCAACUUCAACCGAGGCUUUGGGAAUGCCUUGUGGUUGAAGGGAGAGAAAAUCUUGGAUUUGCCAUGGGUUCACCUAGGAACCCAAUCGAUCCUGCCUUCUUAUCAUCACAAGAGGAACGAUGUCUUAAAGUGGGCGUACACCAGUAAACUCGCUUACACAGGAAAUUGGUCUCUUUCCAUCACUGCAACUCUUCCAGAACCUCUACUUGAGGGCGGUUAUCCCGAGUUCUCCUGUCCUCUCUUCAAGCUUGGUGUCAAAGUAACCCAAGAACUGGUCAUACAGUUCUCCUACCAACUACCUGUAAGCAUUGGAGAGACUACCGGCCUUUACUGCGACAUUAUUACAGAUCAAGGAGAGCAAAGAAGACAGAGAUAUGAUCUAGUCGACGCAAUACCAAUCGAGGAGUCCGGGGGAUGGAUUACUGCAUACUCUUCAGUCUUCCCUGGUUUCAAAGAUACGAUUGGCUGUCGCGUUGUAGAAGUCGGACUAUUCUAUCGCGCACCAGUCGCAAAUUCGCAUACAGCCAGAGUAAUUUCAGACUCAUUUCCUAGGCCAGGGAUUCCAAUACAUAUAGCAACCCUCGGUGAAUUAUUACUUACCACGCUGGACACGGAGCAUGAGAACCAGGGCUCCUCUAUUAGCAGCUCCAAUUAUUCAGAAGAAACGGGGGAUUUCGAAGCGGAUAACGUCAAGUGGAGGGUUGAUGGGGUCACCUGGGAGGGUGCUGUUUUUGCUGGGCCGUAG